CACAAGUAAAUAAAAACAAACCGAUUUCAAAAAGUUGCAAAGUUUUGUCGUUCGUUCUGCGCUGUGUUCUCCACUUUACUCCGCUAGAAUCGAAGGAAUCGAUUCAAAAUGUCCCGCAAAUCCGUUGGGCCCAACGCCCAGCCGCUGUUCGUACUGGAGGAGUCCUUCUACCCAGACACUUGGCAAAACGACUCCCGGAUGGGCGUGCUGCUGUCGGAGUUCCGCGUGCGCUCGAUCAACCCGGAAAAUUAUGACUCGAAGAUGAAAUUCUGGAAGGAGAUGAUCCGGAAUUACUGCGAGCACAAGGGCUGCGGCGCGGUUUCGAUCGUGGAGCUAAAGCGGGUCUUCAAGCGCAAGGGCACGAUUCCGUACUGCCUGCAGACCGUGUUCGCGGACAUGCUGCGCGAGGGUCAGCUGGUUGGGAGGGGCGACUUCCAACGGCCGGUGCAGGACAGUUGGGGUGGCUGGGCGGUGGACCUGCUGGUUAAGCGGCCGCUGGGCUGGGGGUUCGGGAAGGUUAAGGAGAAGAUCGUUGGGGGUGGGGUGGACGAGGGGGCGGAGUUUGUGUGCACGGAGGUGGUCAUGGGUCAAUCGGUUGCACUGGAGAAAUUGAUUCAAAAGGAAAGCAAAUUCAACGUCCUCCUGUCGAUGGAAGGGUUGAAGGAUCUAGUCAAAGAUUCGGGUUUCACGGAUGAUGGCUUGGAACUUGUUCUGCAUCACAUGACCUGCCAGCAACGUGUGUACACGGAGAAACUCCCCGACGAAGGACUCGACCAUAAGAGGGUUCUUCUCAAGUUCGCUGCACCCGGAGCCAAAGCCCAACCGAUUACCGACAUCGAGCGAUCGAUCUACAAUCUGGAGCAAACCGAGCAAAAUCUGCUCAAGAUGAUCGACAAACUGGAGCAGGACGUUUCCGGCGCUUUGCUGCUGGUCAAGCAGAACAUUGCCCAAGGAAAGAAACAGGUGGCCAAGUCAAACCUCAAGAAGAAGCACCUGCUCGAGAAGAACCUGGAGAAAAAGAUGAACGUCCUGGACAAUGUGCAGACGAUGCUGUCGAGGAUUCACGAUACGCAGACCGAUCGCAACGUGAUCGAAGCGUACAAGAUUGGUUCGAACGCGCUCAAGAACGCCUUUGCCAACUCCGGUAUCACGCUGGACACGGUCGAUGACACGCUGGCCGAAAUGAAGGAGAUCAUGGAGCAGCAGGACGAAAUGCAGACGAUGAUCAGCACGCCGCAAACCGACAUCGACGACCUGGAGCUGGAACAGGAGCUGUCCGACCUGAUCGACAUGAAGCUAGCGGAGAACCACAUUGCCGUUCAACCAGUCCAACCAGCGAACGACGUCACGCCGGUCCUCCCGUCCGUCCAGCAAGAACCCAAAACAAGCCCCACGGUCAGUGCUGGUCCCGCAACGAUGGCCCAGCUGAACGAUUUUGACAAAGAGAUCGAGAAACGGCUGGCGGCACUCAAGACGGAUGCGCCGGUGCACGAUCUGUCCUUGCUGGGUGGAACUUCGUUUGUGAAUCCGGAGGAUGCGACCGUGCACUGAAGAGGGAUCGCGGACCAGCGCGAAAGUGCCUUGCCAAAUGAUAACUCUCUUAUGUAUAUGUUAUUUGCUGCUUACACUGGAAUUAUCUGUACUAAACAUUAUAAAAUAAAACGUUUACAUAUUAACCACAA
Messenger RNA from Culex pipiens pallens (northern house mosquito), 1682 nucleotides. Its product is annotated as charged multivesicular body protein 7. The record is from RefSeq and is a predicted model, not a curated record. Gene Ontology annotation, cellular component: cytoplasmic side of plasma membrane; multivesicular body; ESCRT III complex. NCBI's taxonomy places the organism in Eukaryota, Metazoa, Arthropoda, Insecta, Diptera, Culicidae. Gene Ontology annotation, biological process: late endosome to vacuole transport via multivesicular body sorting pathway; vesicle budding from membrane. The coding region runs from base 109 to 1551 and encodes 480 amino acids. The transcript has 2 exons.